AUGAGCAGUCAGGAACCCAGAAGAAAGUUGUCGGAGAUAACAAACACAUCAUCUCUAAGAACAUUCAAAAAGCCCAGUGAGCCCGAGCUAUGUGUCGUUCAUCCAGAAGAGUCUAUAAUGGACUUGGAUGUCAUCGACAUGCCAUUUGAAGAUGGAGCAUUCGACGAUUAUCAAAUGGAAUACCCAAAGGAAUUUAAUUUGUACAGUUCCCAUCUCUAG
Molecule: messenger RNA, 219 nt
Organism: Encephalitozoon intestinalis ATCC 50506
Lineage: Eukaryota; Fungi; Microsporidia; Unikaryonidae
Exons: 1
Coding region: 1-219 (72 amino acids)
Source: RefSeq, a predicted model, not a curated record